GUGCCAGUCUCCUCCUCCAAGAUGAUGAUGGUGGCUCGGGUGAUGCUGAUGAUCCCAGGAAGGAGGGGACAGAUGAUGAUGGUGUUGGUGGCAGCAGGUUGGCUGCUCAGCACCGGGCACUGCACACAUUCACAGGGCUGGAGCCGGCCAUUGCUGGCAGAGGUAUAGCGGAUCGCUGGGUGUCUGCAGGACUUGGGAAGGCUGGGGAAAGCCCUGCAGCAGCAGAUUCUUUCCUCAAUGUCUCCCCUGCGAGGCUGCUUCUCCUCCCCGGUCCAGCUGCGCCCACCACUCAUCCCCAGGCCGUCCCUUUUUGGCCUCCUGCUGUUGGAACUCCUUGUGCUGCUGCUGGAGGAGGAGGAACAGCUGCCUGGGAGCCCCGGGACCAAUAGCCCUGCCUCCUCCUCCAGCAGCCUUGCGGCGGAGCAAGAGAAUGAAAGCACAGGGGGGGGACCAUUCCAUGAUCAACCUGUCAGUACAGCAAGUCCUCAGCCUGUGGGCUCAUGGGACGGUUCUGAAGAGCCUGACCGAGAUGUGGUAUUGGGUUUUCCUAUGGGCUCUUUUCUCCUCUCUCUUUGUCCAUGGAGCAGCGGGAGUUCUGAUGUUUGUCAUGCUGCAGAGACACAAGCAGGGGAGGCUGAUAUCUGUGUUCCUGGGCGUCAUUGGCUUCCUGGCUUCUGUCAUAGGAGCAAUGAUAACUAGUGCUGCAGUGGCUGGAAUUUAUAGAGUAGCAGGAAAAAACAUGGCCCCUCUUGAAGCGCUGGUAUUUGGGAUUGGACAAACAGUAUUGACAGUGAUCAUAUCUUUUUCACGGGUCCUUGCCACCUUAUAAGGAUGGAGGAGUUGUUUUCCAAAGGGAGCUAACAUUUCCCUGUAUCUGUUACAUUGAUAAUUGGAUAAGAAAUGAAGCAACCCACAGGAAAAUGCACACUCUGUACUGCUGCAGUUAGGCCUGCUGCACAUUACUUUCUCCAGUGAUCCUGUAGGCCUUUAGCAGCACUGAACAGUUUGAGAGUCUUCGCUCUCAGAAUUAAUAUGGCUUCUAAUUGCCAAGCUGUUGCACUAAUGAACUGCAUAGCACCUUAUGUGCCUCAGUCAAGGGUGAAGUGUGAUGAAUUUUUCUAUAUUGCUGCAGGAAUGCACACCUUGCAGAGGGAUCUUUGUAGUCCUCUGGUUAUGUCAUCUUGGCACUAGAGCAAUGGAAUUCAGUGCUCUCCUCUUUGGAAAAUAAGCCACUUCAGAAUGUUGGAAUAGCCAAUAGAUGUAUUUGUCGAUAUUAGCAUCUAAAAGUAAAGAAGAGACUAGAAGGUCACUGCUGUAGAAGCUUAGAGCAGUCAAAGUGGAAAUUAUUAUAUGUGCCAAAUGUUUAUUUUUGUGUGUGUGGGUGUGAAUAUGUUUUUUUACUAAAGCUAGUUUGGAAAGUGCUUCUGACUGAAUUGUGUUGAUUGAGGAAAAUAUAUUGCAACAAGCCGUCUUGUUGUCAGUGAGAAAAGCAGUGUUGGGUAUAUAUGUAGGCGUUUGUUAACAAGUAUUAACAUGCUGCUCAGUGAUUAGAGCGAGCGGUAUCAAUUAAACAAUUCUCUAUGUCACUGAGAAACAAUUUUUUGUAUUACAUGGCAUGAUAUUAUUUAAGGAUGUAGGAAGAAUUCAUACAGUUUUUUGCAUGGCCUUAAUUCCUUUGGUUGUGGACGGCAUUAUCUUCUGCUGUCUCAGAUAUCUGUAAAAAUUAUGUUAUAUGGUAUUUCCAUAGACAGAAACGAAUAAAAACAAUGUUAUUUUUUAAUGUA
Messenger RNA from Xenopus tropicalis (tropical clawed frog), 1784 nucleotides. RefSeq names its product transmembrane protein 170B (gene tmem170b). The transcript is spliced from 3 exons. NCBI's taxonomy places the organism in Eukaryota, Metazoa, Chordata, Amphibia, Anura, Pipidae. Gene Ontology annotation, cellular component: membrane. Bases 431 to 829 code for a protein of 132 amino acids. The record is from RefSeq and is a predicted model, not a curated record.